Lepisosteus oculatus (spotted gar) is the source of this 2783-nucleotide messenger RNA. Its product is annotated as probable acyl-CoA dehydrogenase 6. NCBI's taxonomy places the organism in Eukaryota, Metazoa, Chordata, Actinopteri, Semionotiformes, Lepisosteidae. Gene Ontology annotation, biological process: fatty acid beta-oxidation using acyl-CoA dehydrogenase. Gene Ontology annotation, cellular component: cytoplasm. The record is from RefSeq and is a predicted model, not a curated record. Gene Ontology annotation, molecular function: acyl-CoA dehydrogenase activity; flavin adenine dinucleotide binding.
AACAUUCAGCACUUGUCCACGUUAAAUGUCAUGAGUUAGGUGCCCAAUUGUAAUUACCCUUGAUGCCGUUUAUGUAACGUGCAUUUUAAACCAUACUGUACAUGGGAGGGAUUACUGUCCAACAUUAUCAAGAACAUAAAUGCAUUUUUUUAAUGGAGAAGGGAUUCCUGGUUCACAUUGCAGCGUAAGGAUUCGAUAGAGUCGAGGAUACUAUGAGCAAACCAAACACUGGUGGACUUGACCGGUCCCUGAAGAUGAAUCCGUGAUGUACAGUAGAAUCUGUUGAUGAUGUGGAAUGAGCUGCCACCCCUGGAGAGCAGCCGUGCUGACUUGGUUCAUAGUGGGUUUUUACCACGCCGUCUCCGAAGCGUGGCAUCUCAAAGUUUUAACGCCAUAGCAGUGUAGAGUCCCUGUAACUACUCCGUGUUGUACGCAUGUCUGGAGGAUUAACGUGUGGAUUCCAAAUUUGUACAUUAUAUUACCACUGAACUCUUUUUGAGAUGCGCUAAAUGGUUUUCAUUGAUCGUUUCAUUCAAGAGGUUCAAUAGUUUUCAUUCAGGAAUGUGUUUUUUUUUUAAUUUAGGCGGAUUCGUCAAUUUAACGACUUCUCGUCGCAUCAAUAAGGAAUUGCUCAAUUGCUCAAAUUGAAAACCUUCGUACUGUACCUACUGCCCCACAUUCCCACAAUGUCUGUGACCCUCCGCACAAGUGCCGCACGUUUCCAAAAGCGCAUGUGCUGAUCUCGGAAGCUGCGGCCACAAUGUUUGUGUGCAAAGGCGUUCAGCGAUUGAAUUUCACCCGUCAGCUCCGCCAGUUUCAGCCAGCUCCGUCGGUCCUCCGUGGAAGGGCAUACUCGGAAAAUGGCUCUCAUAAACACAAAGCAAGUUCUGCAUGCGAAGAGUCUAAUCAUUUGAUAUUUACUGAGGAGCAUUUCGCCUUGAAGGAGUCUCUGAGAAAGAUCAUUGAUAAAGAGAUCAACCCUUUUGUUGAUGAAUGGGAAGAGGCAGGACAAUUCCCAGCCCACAGGGUGUUUAAGAUUCUUGGCAGUGCUGGUUUCCUGGGGGUCAACAAGCCAACAGAGUAUGGAGGACUGGGCCUGGACUUCAGCUACAGCGUUGCGGUGGCUGAGGAGCUGGGAAAUAUUCGUUGUGGAGGGAUCCCCAUGGCUAUAGGAGUUCAGUCUGACAUGGCAACACCAGCACUGGCAAGAUUUGGCUCUGCGGAGCUGAAAAAGGAGUUUCUCACGCCAACUAUAAUGGGAGAUAAAGUGGUUUGCCUUGGUGUGAGUGAAGCCGGUGCUGGCUCGGAUGUUGCAAGCAUCAAGACUAAAGCUGUGAGGAAGGGUGAUGACUAUAUAAUAAAUGGCAGCAAGAUGUGGACUACAAAUGGGACACAAGCUGACUGGAUGUGUCUUCUGGCAAACACCAGUGAUGGGCCACCCCACAGAAACAAGUCCCUGAUCUGUCUGCCAAUGAAAUUGCCUGGGGUUCACAUAGCUAGAAAAAUCGAGAAAAUUGGAAUGAAGUCGUCAGACACAGCUGAGGUCUUUUUUGAGGAUGUCUGCGUUCCUUGCAAGUACCUCAUUGGGGAGGAAGGGAUGGGGUUCACAUAUCAGAUGCUCCAGUUCCAGGAGGAGCGAAUGUGGGGAGUGGCCAACAUUUUGACUUCAAUGCAGAAUGUCAUUCAGGAAACCAUCGAAUACACCAAGCAGCGCAAGAUUUUCGGCCAGCCCGUCCUGCACCACCAGACAGUCCAUUUCCGCUUGGCGGAGCUGCAGACGGAGGUGGAGCUGCUGCGCUCUCUGCUCUACCGUGCGACAGAUCUUUAUGUGAAGGGCAAUGAUGUCACCAAACUGGCAUCUAUGGCAAAACUCAAAGGAGGUCGUUUGGCUCGUACUCUGAGCGACAGUUGCCUGCAGUUCUGGGGGGGAAUGGGAUACACCAAUGAUGUUUUGGUCAGCAGAUUUUACAGAGACGCCAGACUGAUGUCUAUAGGAGCCGGAGCAGAUGAGGUCAUGCUGUCCAUUAUAUGCAAGUACAUGGACACCCUUCCAAACAAGAAAUGAGUUCGGUCAGCAGGAACUACCUUCAUUAACAGUACCUCCAAUGAUCUCCUUUGAGAAAAAAUGUACUUUUGUAUAAUGAAUGCAGAAAUGUACGGAAUAAAAUUAAGAUGCAUUGAUAAGCGGACAGUAAUGUUUACUCAUAUUUAAUAUCAAGAAAGGAAUGGGAUUCGUUAGAAAGAUUAGUUAGAAAAAUAUUGUUUAAACUGUGCCUUAAUUUGUCCACUUAUCUUGCAUUUAUAUUAAUACAAUAAACUUCUAAACCCAAAGGUUUUGUUUAUUAUUCAUUUACAAUUUUCAAACUAUUCAGAUAAUUUAAUUACCUGGGAAAUAGAAAGUCAACAUAUCCCUUUGAAACGCCUAUUGCAAAUCAACAUUCCUAUUUGCAAAAUAAUACUUUAUGUACCUCCCCACAAAUUAUUUUAUGCACUGCAAAACAACAGGAAUUCAUUUUUUUAUUUCUAGAAUGCCAUACAUAUAAAUAGAAACUAUACUUAUUAUUUACAUUUCCUAAAUCAUUUAUUAUUGAAUACAGAAUAACAGAACUAUUUUAGAAGUUGGUGAAAUAGAUCAUCUGUGUCUUUAGGCACAGUAAUAUCAUUUUAAAUCUUAUUUAGGCUCUUUUAUUAGGCUCCUCGGUGUUGAGAAUGUGUUUACAGGUUUUAUAUAAAUGGGUAUGUAACACAAGGCUUGAUAAGACCUUGACCUCAUAAAAAAAAAA